Messenger RNA from Malassezia sympodialis ATCC 42132, 690 nucleotides. RefSeq lists its product as uncharacterized. Gene Ontology annotation, molecular function: proteasome binding. The record is from RefSeq and is a predicted model, not a curated record. NCBI's taxonomy places the organism in Eukaryota, Fungi, Basidiomycota, Malasseziomycetes, Malasseziales, Malasseziaceae.
AUGCACAUAACGAUACAGCAUCGAGGUACGAUCUAUGAAAUUCGUGUUCCUCCCAAGGCAACCCUGCUAGAUGUACAGCAGGAGGUGCACGCGCGGACAGAUGUGCGGCCAGCGAAUCAAAAGCUCUUAGUGCCGGUGGCGUCGCAGCGUAUCGCCCAAGCGCUGCGAUCCGGGACAGCGGGAUCGACGACGAUGGAAGAGCUUGGUCUGCGUGGGCCGCUGCGUAUGACCGUGGUGGGUGCUGUGGAUUCCGAGGUGGAGCAGAUCCAACAAAACGAUGCACAGGCCCGGCGCCUGCACCAGCCGAGGCGCCUGCACCCCAGCUUGCUAAAAGAUGCCAAGCCGAGAAACACGAGCCAGCCUCUUCCUCCUGUGUUUGGGCGAUGCGAGGCGCAUCCAUCCACACCGCCGUCGAGUGACGUCCACGAUCAGGUCGUGCGCUAUCUCGAGCGACUCGCUUCGGACCCGGCCAUCCUGCAUGUGUGCCGGACACAUGGAUACCAGGUGGGCGUUCUCACGGAGCUUCUUCCCCAUGAAAAUCCUGACCUCCUUGGACUCAACGAAAACAAGGGACAGCGUAUCCUGCUGCGGAUCAGGACGGAUGCGGCCGAUGGGAUGCGCGACUACAAGACGACGCGUCGCGUCCUCGUGCACGAGCUGGCCCACAAUGAGGUACGCCUAGUAUUCUGA